Messenger RNA from Theobroma cacao (cacao), 2456 nucleotides. It is a transcript of the gene FTSH8, whose product is annotated as FTSH protease 8. The record is from RefSeq and is a predicted model, not a curated record. NCBI's taxonomy places the organism in Eukaryota, Viridiplantae, Streptophyta, Magnoliopsida, Malvales, Malvaceae. Gene Ontology annotation, molecular function: ATP hydrolysis activity; zinc ion binding; metalloendopeptidase activity. Gene Ontology annotation, cellular component: chloroplast thylakoid membrane. Gene Ontology annotation, biological process: proteolysis.
AUUGAGACACGGAGCCAUACCAAAAACGCCACGUAUACUCUUCCCAAACCACAUCCAUUCUCUCUAAAACUUCCCCCCCUCGGAGCUCAGCAUUUACCAAUUCCUGUUCCUGGCUUUGCCCAUUUCUCUUCGCCACAGCGGCCCAGAGCUUGCCUUUAGUCAUCUCAUUUUGUUUCUCACUUUUCCUCUAAUAUUCAUCCAAAGCCUCUACGUCGAAGAUGGCAGCAUCACCAGCAUGCCUGCUAGGGCAUGGUCUGUCUACUCACACAACAAAGCCAAAGUUGAGCAAAGAAUUCAGUGGUCGGAAUAUUUUCUUUACCUCCGGCCUCACAUCAUUGGGUAGGACAUCAAAAGCUGUCCUUGUAAAGGCAUCUUUAGAACAGAAACAGCAUGAAGGAAGAAGAGGGUUCUUAAAGUUGCUGCUUGGAAGUGGGGGAAUCGGAGUUCCUGCUUUAUUAGGAAGUGGUAGAGCAUAUGCUGAUGAGCAAGGAGUUUCUUCCUCAAGAAUGUCCUAUUCUAGGUUCUUGGAGUAUUUGGACAAGGAUAGGGUUAAAAAAGUGGAUUCGUUUGAAAAUGGAACGAUAGCUAUUGUGGAGGCUGUCUCUCCUGAAUUGGGAAACCGUGUUCAACGAGUUCGUGUGCAGUUACCAGGACUCAGCCAGGAGCUUCUUCAGAAGUUUAGGGAGAAGAACAUUGACUUUGCUGCCCAUAAUGCUCAAGAAGACUCUGGUUCUCUGUUAUUUAACUUGAUUGGCAAUCUGGCAUUCCCCCUCAUCUUGAUUGGAGGGUUGUUCCUUCUUUCAAGGAGAUCAUCUGGAGGAAUGGGUGGUCCUGGUGGGCCUGGCUUUCCUCUUGCCUUCGGUCAAUCAAAAGCAAAGUUUCAGAUGGAACCUAACACUGGUGUGACGUUUGAUGAUGUUGCUGGAGUUGAUGAAGCAAAGCAGGAUUUCAUGGAGGUUGUGGAGUUCCUAAAGAAGCCAGAGAGAUUUACUGCAGUUGGGGCUCGCAUCCCUAAAGGUGUUCUUCUUGUUGGCCCUCCUGGAACUGGAAAGACUCUUCUGGCCAAGGCAAUUGCUGGUGAAGCUGGUGUGCCAUUCUUCUCCAUUUCAGGUUCUGAGUUUGUUGAAAUGUUUGUUGGUGUUGGCGCCUCUCGAGUUCGUGAUCUCUUCAAGAAGGCCAAGGAGAAUGCCCCCUGUAUUGUCUUUGUGGAUGAAAUUGAUGCUGUUGGACGGCAAAGAGGAACUGGUAUUGGUGGUGGGAACGAUGAAAGGGAGCAGACUCUUAACCAGCUUUUGACUGAAAUGGAUGGUUUUGAGGGUAACACAGGUAUCAUUGUAAUAGCAGCAACUAACCGGGCAGAUAUUCUUGAUUCUGCCUUGUUGAGGCCAGGACGGUUUGAUAGACAGGUAACUGUUGAUGUUCCAGAUAUCAGAGGAAGAACAGAGAUACUAAAGGUUCAUGGCAGCAAUAAGAAGUUUGAUGCUGAUGUAUCACUUGAUGUUAUAGCCAUGAGAACACCUGGUUUUAGUGGAGCAGAUCUUGCAAAUCUGUUAAAUGAGGCUGCUAUAUUGGCUGGCCGACGUGGCAAGACUGCGAUUUCAUCUAAAGAGAUUGAUGAUUCAAUAGAUAGGAUUGUGGCCGGAAUGGAAGGAACGGUUAUGACAGAUGGGAAGAGCAAAAGCUUGGUUGCAUACCAUGAGGUUGGCCAUGCCAUUUGUGGAACUUUGACACCAGGUCAUGAUCCUGUUCAAAAGGUCACCCUGAUUCCACGUGGCCAGGCCCGUGGUCUUACCUGGUUCAUUCCUUCAGAUGACCCCACCUUAAUCUCCAAGCAACAACUCUUUGCAAGAAUUGUUGGUGGACUCGGUGGCAGGGCUGCAGAGGAAGUCAUCUUUGGUGAGCCUGAGGUGACAACAGGUGCAGUUGGUGAUUUGCAGCAGAUUACUGGUUUGGCUAAACAGAUGGUGGUGACUUUUGGAAUGUCUGAAAUUGGCCCAUGGUCCCUUAUGGACUCAUCAGCCCAAAGUGCGGAUGUCAUCAUGAGAAUGAUGGCAAGGAAUUCAAUGUCAGAAAAACUGGCUGAAGAUAUCGAUGCUGCUGUCAAGAGGUUAUCGGACAGAGCUUAUGAAAUUGCAUUGAGUCAUAUAAGGAGCAACCGUGAGGCAAUUGACAAGAUCGUAGAAGUCCUUCUUGAGAAGGAAACAAUGACCGGGGAUGAAUUCAGGGCAAUCCUUUCAGAGUUUGUCGAAAUCCCAUCUGAGAAUCGGGCCCCUCCUUCAGUACCCUCUCCGGUCUCUGUUUAAGCAGAGCAUAACAAGUUGUACACGUAGUUCUCUCUUUAUCCUACACCCUGAAUCGUAGAAAUGUAUGUGUAAUUAGGAAUGUACAAUAAUUUGAAUUAAAGAAUGAGAAAGUGGUAUAGUUUUUUAGCCUCUAUAAAUGGCGUAAAUUUGGCA